This is a messenger RNA of Nipponia nippon (crested ibis), 924 nucleotides long. Its product is annotated as short chain dehydrogenase/reductase family 16C member 5. The record is from RefSeq and is a predicted model, not a curated record. Lineage: Eukaryota; Metazoa; Chordata; Aves; Pelecaniformes; Threskiornithidae. Gene Ontology annotation, molecular function: oxidoreductase activity, acting on the CH-OH group of donors, NAD or NADP as acceptor. Gene Ontology annotation, cellular component: lipid droplet.
AUGUUCAACUUCAGAAGCAUCCUGAAGCUACUACAGCUCCUGAAAUUAUUAUUUUUUUUAUUUUUUGACAAUUUCAUCUUAUUCAUAUUUCCUCCGUGCAAAAAAACUUUUGCUGGGGUAAUAAUGCUUAUUACUGGCUCCGCAAAUGGGAUUGGAAGGCAGAUUGCCUUGAAGUUUGCUCCUUUGGGAGCAACCUUGGUUCUUUGGGACAUUGAUGAUGAAGGUAACAAAGAAACAAGCAGAUUAGCUGGAAAAAUUGGAGCUCAACGAGUGUUUGCCUACCACUGUGACUGCAGCAACAGGCAGGAGGUCUAUGAACAGGCAGACAAGGUUAGAAAAGAAGUUGGGGAUGUUACUAUUCUUAUCAACAAUGCUGGCAUACUAAUUGGGAAAAAGUUUUGUGACACUCCAGAUGCAGAUUUUGAAAAGACUUUAAGAGUCAACUUCCUUUCUCAAGUCUGGACUUGCAAGGCCUUUCUUCCAGCCAUGAUGACCUGUAACCGUGGACACCUGGUUAGCAUAGCCAGUGUAGCAGCAUUGUUGGGAACCUACAGAAUGUCAGAUUAUACUGCAAGUAAGUGUGCAAUCAUUGGAAUGAUGGAAGCCUUAGAUUCGGAACUGUAUCAUGCAGGAAAACAAGGCAUUAAAACCACAAUCAUUUGCCUUUCUAUUGUUAAUACUGAAUUAGCUAAAGGUGUUCAAACCCCAAACCACCUUUUACUUCCUGUUUACGAGGCAGAGUAUGUAGCCAGCAAGAUCAUGGAUGCAAUUCAAAAGGAAAAGUUUUAUCUAAUCAUGCCUCUGAUUUUACACCUUCUUGCUUUCAAAAUUCUCAUUCCUAGAAAAAUGAUACUACUCUUCGAAUCUUGCCUUAAGAUCACCAACAUCUUAGAUAAAGGCUUCGGUCGGAAGAAAAAGGAUUGA